GUCCAAUUUUCAAACAUGGCUGCCGUCAGGAGCCACGGCUAUGGGCGCGGCCAUUUUACGGAGUAGGAACUGCCGUAAAUACGGUUGUCCUUGCUCUUUUAAACAUUUUAGGUUCUCCUCGGCCGCCGUAGGUGGACCAUAAACCCGUGCGAGGACUGCAGAAGUAGGAGCAGUUUACGGAAGUGUAACGUUGAGGCCCUUCUUGUGUAUCUGGAGAAAAUAGAGGUUAUGACUCCUCAGGAGCAAAAAACAUAACCUGAAGAGGAAGGAAGUGGAUUUGGGGUUCACCAUUUCUAGGGGCACACUUGAUUGAAGACUGAGACUUCUGAAGAGAAGGCCAGAAGAUACAAAGACAGACCAUCCCAGUUGAAUGCUGUCUUCCAAGAACAGAAGAAGAUGAUCCAGGCCCAGGAAUCCAUAACACUGGAGGAUGUGGCUGUGGACUUCACCUGGGAGGAGUGGCAGUUCCUGAGCCCUGCUCAGAAGGACCUGUACCGGGACGUGAUGUUGGAGAACUACAGCAACCUGGUGGCAGUGGGGUAUCAAGCCAGCAAACCGGAUGCACUCUUCAAGUUGGAACAAGGAGAACAACCGUGGACAAUUGAAGAUGGAAUCCACAGUGGAGCCUGUUCAGACAUAUGGAAAGUUGAUCAUGUGCUGGAGCGCUUGCAGAGUGAAAGCCUGGUGAACAGAAGGAAACCAUGUCAUGAACAUGAUGCAUUUGAAAAUAUCGUUCAUUGCAGCAAAAGUCAGUUUCUGUUAAGGCAAAAUCAUGAUAUAUUUGACUUACAUGGAAAAAGCUUGAAAUCUAAUUUAAGUUUAGUUAACCAGAGCAAAGGCUAUGAAAUAAAGAACUCUGUUGAGUUUACUGGAAAUGGGGACUCCUUUCUUCAUGCUAACCAUGAACGACUUCAUACUGCAAUUAAAUUCCCUGCAAGUCAAAAACUCAUCAGCACUAAGUCCCAAUUCAUCAGUCCCAAGCAUCAGAAAACACGAAAAUUAGAGAAGCAUCAUGUGUGCAGUGAAUGUGGGAAAGCCUUCAUCAAGAAGUCUUGGCUAACCGAUCACCAGGUAAUGCAUACAGGAGAGAAACCCCACAGAUGUAGUCUAUGUGAGAAAGCCUUCUCCAGAAAGUUCAUGCUCACUGAACAUCAGCGAACUCAUACAGGAGAAAAACCUUAUGAAUGCCCUGAAUGUGGCAAAGCCUUUCUCAAGAAAUCACGGCUCAACAUACAUCAGAAAACACAUACCGGAGAGAAACCCUAUAUAUGCAGUGAAUGUGGAAAAGGCUUCAUCCAGAAAGGAAAUCUCAUUGUACACCAGCGAAUUCAUACAGGUGAGAAACCUUAUAUAUGCAAUGAAUGUGGAAAAGGCUUCAUUCAGAAGACGUGUCUCAUAGCACAUCAGAGAUUUCACACAGGAAAGACGCCCUUUGUAUGCAGUGAAUGUGGAAAAUCCUGUUCUCAGAAAUCAGGUCUCAUUAAACAUCAAAGAAUUCACACAGGAGAGAAACCCUUUGAAUGUAGUGAAUGUGGGAAAGCCUUUAGCACAAAGCAAAAGCUCAUUGUCCAUCAAAGGACUCAUACAGGAGAGAGACCCUAUGGCUGUAACGAGUGUGGGAAAGCGUUUGCGUAUAUGUCGUGUCUGGUUAAGCAUAAGAGAAUACACACAAGGGAGAAACAAGAGGCAGCCAAGGUGGAAAAUCCUCCUGCAGAGAGGCACAGCUCAUUGCACACCAGUGAUGUCAUGCAGGAGAAAAACUCUGCUAACGGGGUGACUACACAAGUGCCUUCUGUGGCCCCUCAGACAUCAUUAAACAUCAGCGGCCUCCUCGCAAACAGGAACGUAGUCCUUGUGGGACAGCCAGUGGUCAGAUGUGCAGCCUCAGGAGAUAACAGAGGAUUUGCACAGGACAGAAACCUUGUGAAUGCAGUGAAUGUGGUUGUGCCUUCCGUGAUCAAUUAUGUCUUAUUUUAUGUUACAGAAAACCCAUAGGAAGAAAACUCAGAUCUAUGUGGAAAAGGGUUGAGCAAAAAUUUGUAGUUCAUUAUGUGGCCGAAAAGCAGACACUGAGAGAACAUGUAUAAGGCUGAGGCAGCCUGAUAAACUCAUCCUAUUAAAAUGUAUGCUGUGAUACACAGGCAAAUUUGAUGUUAACCUAAGCACAUACACAGCAAUUGCUCGAUUGUGUCAAUUAAAUGAGUAAAGGAAGCCCAAGUACUUUUAAGUGGAGGAAAUGAAGUACUGUGAAUUUUUAAAAGAGAUGAGAUAAUUGGUGUCGGGAGUGUUGCAGUGACUGAAAAGCUUCAUAAGGGGCAGUUGGUGGGAAAGGGCUAAUACUGGAAUGGUGGAAUGUGGGACACAUAUGUGUCAACUCAGUUUCCUUAGACCAGUGCCAGUGUGGAGGAUUAAUUGAAAGCCAGGACCAUAAACUUUCAGAACUUUGUAUUAUGCAGAGGGAUCUGUGAAACUAGUCAAUUUGUUUCAUUAAACAAAUAUUUUAAAAUUA
Pan troglodytes (chimpanzee) is the source of this 2509-nucleotide messenger RNA. It is a transcript of the gene ZNF350, whose product is annotated as zinc finger protein 350. Gene Ontology annotation, biological process: regulation of DNA-templated transcription. Gene Ontology annotation, molecular function: RNA polymerase II cis-regulatory region sequence-specific DNA binding; DNA-binding transcription factor activity, RNA polymerase II-specific. The record is from RefSeq and is a predicted model, not a curated record. The coding region runs from base 397 to 1995 and encodes 532 amino acids. The transcript has 5 exons. NCBI's taxonomy places the organism in Eukaryota, Metazoa, Chordata, Mammalia, Primates, Hominidae.